Cooperia oncophora is the source of this 372-nucleotide messenger RNA. Lineage: Eukaryota; Metazoa; Nematoda; Chromadorea; Rhabditida; Trichostrongylidae. The record is from the annotation of a GenBank genome assembly.
AUGAAGGCCUUAGCGCAAAGCAUACCAGUGCUUGCUGUGACCGUCUCUGGUACCAAAUUCUCUCGACUUGAUUCCUCGAAAAAGCAGAGGCCUCGUAAUCGCUUUUCGCUAGAAGCUGGCUUCAACGGCCAAUCAACGUUUAUCUCUCAAGCACUUUGCGCUUCUGAUAUCGUAGUUACCCCAGAGGAGGUGUACAAAAUUCUGAAGUCAUUUAAAAGCUCUUGCUCUCGCACUCUUGUGUCAGUGCGUAUUAGUCCCAUAAGUAUAACCACACCUGUGGUUAAAGUGCUGGAAAAAGUGAUACGCGAUAAGCUGGCAACGUACUUCAGCAAAAACAGGAUGAUUCCCAUCGAACAGCAUGGAUUUUUGUGA